Coffea arabica (coffee) is the source of this 843-nucleotide messenger RNA. RefSeq names its product GDSL esterase/lipase At5g33370-like. The record is from RefSeq and is a predicted model, not a curated record. Gene Ontology annotation, molecular function: hydrolase activity, acting on ester bonds. Lineage: Eukaryota; Viridiplantae; Streptophyta; Magnoliopsida; Gentianales; Rubiaceae.
AUGGAAAACAGCUGGUUGAAAGAUUUGGGGUUGAUUAUUGCAGCUGAUUUCGGCAGUGCAGAAGUGCCAGCCAUUUUUAUCUUUGGUGAUUCAACUGCUGAUGUUGGGACUAACAAUUAUUUAAAGCUGGAGCUGACAACCGUUAUUAUGGAAUUGAUUACCCUCACUCGAAACCAACUGGGAGAUUCAGCCAGCAAUGGCUUUAACACCAUUGAUUUAGUUGCAAUACACUGCAUGCAUGGUGUGAAUUUUGCUUCUGGAGGAUCUGGAAUUUGCAGAGAAACUGGAUCUAGGCCAUUUACAAAUGUUGUCCCUCUAGGGAAACAAAUUGAACAAUUCGCAACAGUUCGUGGAAAUAUGACGGAGUUGCUAGGUGAAGCAAAAACUGAAUCUCUGCUGGCUAACUCCUUGUUGUACAUCAUAAGGGUGGGAAGCAAUGAUCUGCUUGAAUAUGUUCGCUACGACUUCAAGAACAAAUCAUUUGCUCUUCACCGCCUUGCUCUAAGUAUUCUACGCAUCAACUCUCGACCUUUUGUGAAACUUCAGCUCUUCACUCGGUGGAGUGAAGUUUUCGCUUGGAAAUGCGUACGACAUAGCCACGGAUAUCUAUUAUCGGCAAUCCUCUUUCACAUGAAGCCUGCUGCGGGACAGGAGCCCUUCAAUGGAGAAGACAAAUGCACCCCGCAAUCCAAGCUUUGCCAGAAGCGAAAAGAUUUCUUCUUCUGGGACUGGUAUCAUCCCACUCAAAAUGUUUCUUAUUUGGCGGCCAAUAAACUAGUUUAUGGAGGAGAGGCUGAUGAGUAUGUUACCCCUAUCAACUUCAAUCAGCUGGCUUCUAUAUAG